AUGGCUGUUGGCAACCACCCACGCAGUCGCGUACCCACUUCUGCCUUACAGUAUUCACGGAGAAGGAGCCUCACGUCCCUAUCAGUUAUCUCACCAUUUGCCUUGCCAAUAGUGGAAGUUAGAAAAAUGCAAACAGAAACUAUGGACUAUCAGGCCAAUGAGCACAUUUCCUCUGCUGAAGGGACAGAUCUGGUGAGAAAUGAUGAGGAAUGUGAAGGGAACCAUCUGUCUGAGAAGGAAAGGACUAGGGUCAUGGAGGUAAAUGCCGUCAGUUCCACAGAACAUCAGGAGAAAGCCAAAAACUUGGAGCCAAGCUCAGUUGUCCUACCAGACACCAUGUUAGGAAUGGGUGACAGGAAGCCACAUAUGGAAACUAGAGAAUACCAAGCCACCGUGCAAAUGUCCUCUGUUGACGGAAUGGAACCUGUGAGAAAUGAGGGAGAAUGUAACAGUUUAUUUGAUCACGAAGGAGCCAAGUGCAUGGAAGGAAAUGAAAAAAGUCCCACAAAACACCACGAAGAUGCUAUGAAGGACAAAGGAUCCAGCUCAGUUGUUUCACCGUUUGCCUUAUCUGUGGAGGAACAUGGAAAAGUACAAACAGAAACCAUAGACUGUCAGGCCAAUGAGCAACACUCAGUUGGUGAAGAGAGAGAUCCAAUGAGGAUUGAGGAGAAAUGCAAAAGUGACCAGCUGUCUCAGCAGGAACAGACUAACAACACAGAGACAAGUAACUACAAUUCAACAAAACAUCAGAAUAAACCCAAGAAGGACUUGGGGCCAAGAAUGACAAAACAGUUCUUGAAACAGCUCUGCAAGGAACAGAAACUCUACCAGACACCUUAUCUGAAUGACACACUCUAUUUGCACUAUAAAGGUUUCUCCUACAUUGAGAACCUGGAGGAGUACACUGGGCUGAGGUGUCUGUGGUUGGAGUGCAAUGGCCUAUUGAAAAUCGGGAACCUGGACGCUCAGACAGAGCUGCGCAGCCUAUUUCUGCAUCAAAACCUCAUUCAAAAAAUAGAAAACUUGGAGCCUCUUCAGAAACUGGAUUCCUUAAACCUCAGCAACAACUACAUCAAAGUCAUUAUGAACCUCUCCUGCCUGCCCGUGCUCAGUACUUUGCAACUGGCUCACAACCAGCUGUGUAAGGUGCAGGACAUUGAACAUCUAAAGCAGUGCCCGAGCUUGAGUGUCCUUGAUCUUUCACACAACAAGCUGGAUGACCCUGAAGUUAUCACUGUCUUUGAGAAAAUGCCGAAUAUACGUGUUUUGAACCUGAUGGGAAAUGAAGUCACAAAAAAAAUCCCAAACUACAGGAAGAUGUUGACUGUGCGCCUGAAGCAGCUAACAUACCUGGAUGACCGUCCAGUUUUUCCAAAAGACAGGGCGUGUGCAGAGGCUUGGGCUCGAGGAGGCUGGAAUGCCGAGAAGGAAGAGAGGAAGCAGUGGGAAACAAGUGAACGGAGGAAGAUUCAGGAAAGUAUUGAUUCCUUGGUAGCAAUCAAGAACGCGGCCGAGGAGAAGCGCAGGCUCCAAGAAAUGGAAGGAAAAGGUGAAGACCUUCUUUCAGAGACUGUGCCUGAGAUAACAGCAUGUUCCUCAGAUGCAGAGACCCAGCGUAAGAUUGAUAAGUUUGUGAAUGAUGCAUUAACAAACCAGGAAGAGGCUCUGGUGGACAGGCAACAAGAGACUAAAGGGAAGAACCAGUACAACAAACCAUGUCUGCUGACAUCAGACCAGGAAAAGCAGCCAUCCAUUUGGGAACGAGCAAGCGAAGCUGAGCUUGUGCAAUCAGAGGAAGGGAUCACCUCGUUGUCACUCAAUACCUCCGACCAAUUGCAGAAUGAAACCUUUAACAGCGAUCCUGCAGACCAGUCAGAUAUACUAUCAAAAAUAAAGCCUGCUCAGGAAAUCCUAGUAACAGAACUGGAUAAGACAGACACCAUGGAUACAAUCCAUUUGGAAGGGAGCCAACGUCUUUAUAUUGAUGAUCUCCCUGACUUGGAAGAUGUGGAUAGGUGCGCCCUAUCAGAGACUGAAUAUACCUUCAGCAACAAGGCAAAUCACCAUGCAAAGAUCAAAGUCCUUGAUACUGGAUGUGAUUACAGUAAUUCUAACUCAAAGGAUGGAGUUCAAACCAGAAAAGAGGAGAUAAUUGUGGAAAUUUCAGCAAAGCAAAACAAGUGUAUUUGUAGACCUUUGCCUGACAAGGAGAAAGCAGAUGAAGCUUUGGAAGUAAAUUCUGUAAAACAACGGACCAGCAGCAAAGCAGGAAGGUCAUUAAUUAGAGAGAGAAAUCCAGAGAAAGUCACAACUGCAAUGAAUAGCAGCUUCUUGAUGGACUUAACUACCCCAUCUGUUCAGGGUGAGGGUGAUGAACCUAAAAAGGUACUGAUUGAGGAAAUUUUCAGCCAACUUGUUACAGAGGACGUCAAGGAAGUUAAACCAUCAGUGCAAGAACAUGACCCAAAGGACAGACAAAUUCAAGAGGAAUCAGAAGUUCAGCAUCUGGGUCUCGUCAAUGUUGAAGAUAUUACGUUUGAACUAGACUGAGAAAUACAUGUUUUUAAAAAAAAAAGAAUGGGAAAAAUCCAGCUCACGGAGGAUCUAUCUAACACUUAAGAUUCCUGUUUGACAAAACAAUGUUAAUUUUUUUUUGUUAGUUAACAAUAUUCUGUUCUAAAGUAUGCUGUUAGAUCUAUUUUCCUUUCUUUUUAAUAAAUUAAUUUAUAUUUAUGACUUGACGUUACAAAGACUCAGAAGCCAUGUUGUGACAGCAGAAAUCAAAGGCGAUGGGUACAAAGGGACAUGGAGGUGUUUCAUGAGCAACUGCUCUCACCGGUUAGUAUUUUGAAAGUUCUUGUGUUGAGACUUUUCAUGUUUAAUAACCCCCUUAGUUACUUUACUGCUUACUUCUUCUGAUCACACUACCCAUGGAUAAUCCUCAGUUACUGUUUCAACAGUGCUGAUACUUUAUUCUGCCUCAGAGACCCAGGUUCAGUUCUGACAUCUGGUACUAUCUAUGUGGAGUUCUUACGUUCUCACUGUGAUGACGUAGGUUUCCCCAGGUACUCUGAUCUUCUC
Messenger RNA from Mobula hypostoma (lesser devil ray), 3084 nucleotides. It is a transcript of the gene dnaaf1, whose product is annotated as dynein axonemal assembly factor 1. The record is from RefSeq and is a predicted model, not a curated record. Bases 1 to 2553 code for a protein of 850 amino acids. NCBI's taxonomy places the organism in Eukaryota, Metazoa, Chordata, Chondrichthyes, Myliobatiformes, Myliobatidae. The transcript is spliced from 17 exons. Gene Ontology annotation, molecular function: protein binding.